GCAGCAAAAGUCCCACCAAAGGGAUAUCUAACUUACCAAAAUUCGACCCAAAAAAAAAACUUCCCCAAAAAAGUGAGCAAGCUCAAUCCAAAACAAAAAGAUGAGAGCUUGCUCUGUUGAGUUUCAGACUUUCCUCAUCCCCAACAAACCAACAAACCCAAAAACCCAAUUUUUCACACGCCCUCCAAAACCCAUCACCCCACCUUCACCAUCCCCUGUUUUCCACACCACCCAACAACCCUGCACCUCCGCCAGACCACCAAUCGGAGCAAUUCAAAGCUGCCCAAGAUGCUUUUUGGGAGUUUCUUCAAGAAUGUGGGGUUUCUGAGACAGAAGCCGCCUUUGUUUCGUCGAAUUCGCCGAGGUAUUUGCGGAUGUUGGUCGAUGGGGUUUUGGAGUUGGAUGAGCUUGGGCUGUGGAGAGAGCGGGAGAGAAAGGAGGGGAGAGAAUUGGUUGGGUUUAAAGAAAAGGUGAGGUAUUUAGCCAAGGAAAAAGGUGACAAUGGAAAAGUUGCGUUUUUGGAGAGUGUGGUUGGGUUGAGUCUGUCUUCAGCUAUGAAUCUUGCCAGGCAUUUAUCAGCAGAGACACUUCCGAGACUCGUUGAGAAGUUCGACGGAGCAAAGCCUGGGUUACUCUUACUCUAUUCAGAUGCAACCAACCAAACGUUGAAGGCACAUUGUUUGGGUUGAUGACGCCUCAUGUGCCAAAAGGCGCACCUGGUUUUCCCUCAAGCUUUGCCGCCGUUAUU
Prunus avium (sweet cherry) is the source of this 748-nucleotide messenger RNA. The record is from RefSeq and is a predicted model, not a curated record. Lineage: Eukaryota; Viridiplantae; Streptophyta; Magnoliopsida; Rosales; Rosaceae.